AUGUCCAAACUCUUUAUCGGAGGCCUCGCAUGGCACACUGAUGAGAAUGCUCUCCGUCAGAAGUUCGAGGAAUUCGGAGCCGUUGAAGAAGCCGUCGUUGUCAAGGAUCGCGACACUGGACGUAGCCGUGGUUUUGGUUUCGUCCGCUACGGACAAGAAUCCGAUGCCGAAGCCGCGAUUACUGCAAUGAACAACAUCGAGUUUGAUGGCCGCACAAUUCGCGUAGACAAAGCUUCUGAGCGUGGCUCGGGAGGAGGGAGCGGCGGGGGUUUCUCUCGCGGCGGGGGUGGCGGAGGCUACAAUCGUGGUGGAGGUUAUAACUCUGGCGGUGGCGGUGGAUAUGGAGGAGGCCGUGAAGGCGGAGGAUACGGAGGUCAGGGUGGAGGUGGUUACGGUGGGCAAGGCGGCGGUUAUUCAGGAGGUGGUGGCGGUGGUUACCAAGGAGGCGGACAAGGCUAUGGUCAAGGCGAGCAACAAGGUGGUGGGGGUGGGGGUCGAUGGCAGUAA
Molecule: messenger RNA, 507 nt
Organism: Glarea lozoyensis ATCC 20868
Lineage: Eukaryota; Fungi; Ascomycota; Leotiomycetes; Helotiales; Helotiaceae
Product: RNA-binding, RBD
Exons: 5
Coding region: 1-507 (168 amino acids)
Molecular function (GO): RNA binding
Source: RefSeq, a predicted model, not a curated record